AUGUCAUUUGUUCCAGGUGGUAGAUACGAGAACUUUUCUAGUCCGCCCCAACAGUGGGGACAAAAGCCCCAGGGCUUCGGAGAUUAUCAGAAUCCAGUCCCUCCCAGUUACAACGAUUAUCACCAGGGCCCUGGUUUCGGAUCAUAUCAGCAGUCAUAUGGUGGAGGCCCAAUGCGAGGUGGACAGCCAAAUUAUCGAGGAUCUCAACCUUAUGGAAGACGUUAA
Messenger RNA from Protopolystoma xenopodis, 225 nucleotides. The record is from the annotation of a GenBank genome assembly. Lineage: Eukaryota; Metazoa; Platyhelminthes; Monogenea; Polystomatidea; Polystomatidae.